Pseudopodoces humilis (Tibetan ground-tit) is the source of this 1597-nucleotide messenger RNA. RefSeq names its product ST6 N-acetylgalactosaminide alpha-2,6-sialyltransferase 4 (gene ST6GALNAC4). NCBI's taxonomy places the organism in Eukaryota, Metazoa, Chordata, Aves, Passeriformes, Paridae. The record is from RefSeq and is a predicted model, not a curated record. Gene Ontology annotation, molecular function: alpha-N-acetylgalactosaminide alpha-2,6-sialyltransferase activity. Gene Ontology annotation, biological process: oligosaccharide metabolic process; ganglioside biosynthetic process.
GGGGUGCUCCCGGCUCGGGUGCGAGCCCCCAUCCUCCCGGUGACCCCCGGACCCCGCCCGGUGAAUCGCCAGCCCCCCGAGGAUGAAGACGCUGGUCCGGCUCUUCCUCACGCUGGUGUGCGCGAUGGUGGUGGCCGUGCUGUACAUCCUGCUGGGCUACCGCGCCCGCAUGCAGCCCUGCUGCCAGGCCCCGGGGCUGCGGGACAGCCCCGCCACAUCCAGCGUCCGCAGCUUCCAGGGGUACAGCCGCGUUCCCGACGGGAAGCCUCUGGAGCGAGCGCUGUGCCGCCACUGCGCCAUCGUCUCCAGCUCGGGACAGAUGCUGGGCUCCCAGCUGGGACAGGCCAUCGACAGGCAGGAGUGUGUCCUGCGCAUGAACCAUGCCCCCACCACCGGCUACGAGCAGGACGUGGGGGCACGCAGCACUAUCCGGGUGGUCUCACACACCAGCGUUCCUCUGCUGCUGGGGAACCAGCCCUACUUCUUCCAGCAGUCCCAAGAGACCCUCUACUUUAUCUGGGGGCCAGCAAAGAAGAUGAGCAGGGAGAAGAUGGGCUCAACCUACCAGGCACUGCUGAAGGUGACAGAGAAGUACCCCCAGCUGCAGAUCUACACCCUGACCGAGGAGAAGAUGGCAUACUGUGACGACGUCUUCCAGAAUGAGACAGGGAAGAACAGGAUGAAAUCCGGCUCCUUCCUGAGCACGGGCUGGUUCACCAUGAUCCUGGCCAUGGAGCUGUGCGAGCAGAUCUGUGUCUUUGGCAUGGUCAGCGACAGCUACUGCAGGGAGAAGAACCACUCCAGCGUGCCAUACCACUACUUUGAGAAGGGCCGGCUGGACGAGUGCAAGAUGUACCUGAUGCACGAGCGAGCUCGCCGUGCUGGACACCGCUUCAUCACCGAGAAAGCCAUCUUCUCCCGCUGGGCCAAGAGGAGCAACAUUGUUUUCAACCACUCAUCCUGGGCAGGCAGGUAGGGUGCCAGCCACAGGGUGAAGCAGCAGGAAGUUCGGUGGCAGGGCAGCUCUCAUACUGCAGCAACGUGUCUCAGCUCUGCCGGUGCCGUGGUUGGACACCUUUUGCCAAGCCCUGGAGCAGGGAGUCUCCGUGCCUGCAGCAGCAGUGCCUGUUUCCCCAGCUGGUGGAUAGGCUGGGGACCCCCUGUUGGUACAUGGGGGGCAAUGAGCUGGACCCGUGCAGCCCCAUCAGCUCCAAACACCUGCCUGGAUGGACCCAGGGAGACCUGGUUUUCUGCUCGCUCUACUAGGAGGAAUAUUUAAUGCUGGAUUAGACAUGCUGCUAGACUCCAGCAGGACGUGGGGCAGAAAUGCUCAGCCCUGCCAGGGCUGCAGACUGGUGCCUCUCACAGAGAUGAAGCUCUGCUGUGGUCCUUGCUCCACUUGUGCCCUCUGGACAGUGCUGGGUGUGGGGUGCAGGCAGCUGGAUUCAGGCUCUGCCUUCUGCUGCUUGGUGUCUGCAUCCCCUCAGCUGGGAAGCCCUGGAGCCACAUGUGCCCUAGGAGCUCUGAGUUGCCUUGUCACAAGUGUCCUUGGAUUAAGACCAAAGCAAACAUGGCCAUUAAAAUGUUUUUUAAUUCA